AUACACUCCAACCCUUCCCUCGUUUCUCGACGCCCACCACAGCGCCCAUUGAGUAUAUCAUGCCCAGAGGUAACGAUCAAGGCUACCGCGGUCGAGGCAACAGCAGAGGCGGAGGUGGCAGGGGAGGCUAUCGGGGUGGUGGUGGACGCGGUGGCGGAGGGCGAGGCAGAGGCAGAGGCAGGGGUCGAGGUCGGGUGGAUGGCGACGACAUUGCCUUCGACCCUAUGCUCAUGCGAUCAUACGAGCAGUCGGCGAGAGGCGGAGGUGGAGGCGCUCGUCCGCGGGGCAACUACCCGCACGCAGGCACCGACUCUGUGGUGCAGCAGUGGAUGGAGUCGAAUCAAAACGUUCCAUCACGAGGACGAGGACGGGGGCCUUCUACGCCACGCUCUCGUGGAUCCAACACGCCUAGAGGUGCUCAGACACCGACGCGGGCUCGAGGAAGGGGUCAGGUCUCGUCACCCAGAGCGGGCAUCAGCGCGGAUCGUGGACGAAGAGGACGGGGAGGAGGAGGAUACGCUGGACCCCGUCUUGGGCCGGAUGCGCCUCUCUCGAAGCUGCUUCACUCGGAGAGACCGCUGCUGAAGCCAGUCAUCUUCGUGCCCUCCGUCCUUACAAAGAAGCUGUUCGAGGUAGAAGAGCAGAUUCUGGAACCCGUGGUCGAGAGCGCAGGAGCAGAAGAGCAGAGCCACGUCCCCACUGCCGAUCGAGUCGCCCGCAUCUUCAGCGGACAUCGGCCUCCUCCCACGCAGGGGUUGGCACCCGAGUCCUCGGACGAGGAAGAAGAGCUCGAGGUGAUCGACUUCAAUGAUGUAGACCGGCUCCGAGCUAAGCUGGAUGCCGCUACAUCGAGCGCGAGUGUGAUGGUCGUCGAAACGACGACGGUCGUCACCGAAGAGGUUUUCACAGGGCAAGUCAAGGCGGCUCAGCCGGACGCUGUGGCGCCCCAAGAGGAGGAAUUGAUGGAGACGGCGGUUACAACGUCCAUCGUUGAACCUGAAGUGAUUGUCGAAGAACAUGAGAGCGAGGAGAUGCUGCACGACGACGACUCUAUCCCUGUGAGGGAAGACAGCGUACCAUUACAUUCCAACGACAUAUCGGCCGACGUCACCGAAACUCUGGAUACGGAUCAUCUUAUGGAUCAUAGUGCGCAAGCAACGGAACAUGAGACGACUGAUGUCCCGCCCACCGACGACCAUAUGGUAGAAAUUGCAGCUCCUUUGAGCGACACCGAUCACCCUCCCACCUUCUUCAUCGACACCACCCCAUCUCACACCUAUGGUCGUGAACAAGAGAUUUUCCAUGAACGCUCCGGGAAAGCGCCCAUUCUCGGUGACGAAGAAGAGGUGAUCGUCUACGUCGCACCCCACCCUCGCUCAGGCCACGCCACACCUUCAAAAGGUUCUAGUGCCGCUCUCCCAUCCACCUCGAUCCUCACCGGUACUACAGAGACGCUCGCACUCGACUUUUCGACGCCCGUGCCGACGAAGCGGCCGCCACGCCAGCGGCCCGUCUUCACGCCGGGCGACCGGACGAAGCAAAAAGCAAAGACAAAGCACAAGGAGUCGCGCAUCGCACGAAAGCGGAUGGCGAGGAAGGCGAUGUUCGGCUCGUUCGGAGCGAUGCUCUCGGAGCGGAUGUUGCAUGAUGAAGACGACCCACGGUGGGAGGAGCGGAGGAGGGAUGAUUCGGAUGUUGACUGGGGCGACGAGGAUGAGGAAGAGCGCAGUGCUGCCCAGGGGAGCGGGAGUCGCGUACGGCAGCAGUUCCAGGCCGAUGAGCUCGAUGAGCUCUCGAGUGGGCUGGGCGGUAUGGAUCUGGACCCGGAUGUCGGUGGCAUGGACGGGUUCCUGAAGAGCAUGAGCGCCGAGGGAUCGCGUCAUCUCAACGCGGACGACCUCGAGGACAUGGAGCGCAUGCGCAUUGAGGACGAGGAGGCGGGUUCUGGAUCCGGCUCUGACGAGGAUGAAGACGGGGACAGUCGAGACGAUCCCGAUGAAGCUGCCGUGUUUGAGGUUGAGGAGGAGAUUAUGAUCGCCGAGUCGGACGGCGAGGGCGAAGGAGGGGCCAGUGACAGUGACGAUGUAUCGACGGACGAGGAAGGUGUCAGUCCUCAGACAGGUUUCAAGAACAGACUCAAUCGCCUUCGCGAGGAGGCGCGCAAGAAGCGGCCUGCGCAUGCGAACAUGUCGCCAGACGACUCAGAUGAAGACGAGGAUGGCUUCCCGCUGUGGACGAGAGGGGACAGUGACGACGACUUCAUCGAAGCAAUGGGCGCGAUAGUAGACGAGAAAAGCUCUACCGUGUACGGUAAGGACCGCAAAGAGCGGAACAAGCUCUUCCGCGCUGUUCAGAACGGGGACUUUAGCGACUCUGAGCUGGAGGCUAUGGGUGUUCCAGUAAAACGAAAGGACAAGAAUAAGCAUCUCCCGCAAGAGCUCCAACGGCAAUGGGAGAAAGACCGCAAGAAGAAAGCCGAACACAAACGCGCGCGCGAGGAAGCCCGCCUGCUGGACGCUCUCGACGCACUCACACCCAAGAAAGGAGGCAAGAAAGGCCGCAAGGCCCUGCGCGCCGCCGCGCGCCUUGACCCCUCCUUACUCUCGGAUGAUGAAUCCAACGCUAUCGUCGACUUCAAGUCGCUCGAGCGCCAGAUCCGGCGGUUCAUCACCGACCCAGGUCCCAAGCGCAACAUGGUGCUCCCGCCGAUGGACAAGACCUCGCGGAAGCGAGUGCACGAGCUCGCGAACGCGUUCAGUCUCAAGAGCCAGAGUAAAGGCAAGGGGAGCGGGCGGUACACGACGCUCGUCAAGACGGCGCGGUCGCAGAUGGUCAACGAGGGCAAGGUGCGCGCGAUUUUGCGGAGGUAUGAUGGGUUCGAUCGGCCGGAUGCGGGGCGGAAGGAUCGGGAUCACGGGGGGAAGACGAGGCUGAGGGAUGGGGAGGAGGUCGGCAAGGAAGCACCAAAGAUCGGCGAGACGAAUCUUGGGUUCAAGCUGCUCGCUGCAAUGGGGUGGGCUGAAGGAGAGAGGAUUGGAUUCUCGUCUGCGGGUUUGGAGACGCCACUUACGGCUGUGAUGAAGAACACGAAGCUUGGGUUGGGUGCGGCAAAGUAGAUGAAUAGAUAGUGCUUCAUGUAGUAAUGAGGGUGACGAUAAUUAUAGUCCCUGUGUGCUCC
Molecule: messenger RNA, 3178 nt
Organism: Coniophora puteana RWD-64-598 SS2
Lineage: Eukaryota; Fungi; Basidiomycota; Agaricomycetes; Boletales; Coniophoraceae
Exons: 6
Coding region: 60-3116 (1018 amino acids)
Molecular function (GO): nucleic acid binding
Source: RefSeq, a predicted model, not a curated record